AUGCCGCCCAACGGCACUGCGACUGCGACUCACGAUCCCGCUCCAACCCCCGUCAACCGCAAGAAGCAGAAGCGACGCGAGAAGGAGGCGGCCAAGAAGGCUGCUCAGGAACCUCACCCGCCUGCAUCUACCCCUGCGCCUGCUCGGAAUGGCCUGACCCCCACCCAACAGCAGCAACAGCAACUUCAACAGCAGCAGCAGCAACAACAACAACAACAGCAACAGCAACAGCAAUAUGCCCACCCCGAGCUCGAUGAACCCGCCUACGAAGAGGGCGCCUACUACUCCGACGACGACUACGAACACACAUACGGCGCCAACGGCGACUACCAGCAGCCCUAUGGCCACGCUCCCGUGCGCGGCAGUUCGGGCAAGAAGUCGCGGCGCAAGAAGAAGGCGCCUUCUGCACCCCCACCGCUGGCUUACUCGCAGCAUCUCCCCACGCGCCAGAGCCCCGCCCCCAACUCGCAUUCCAUGAACCGCUCCGCCUCCAAAAAAGACCGUAUAUGGAACACGUCCACGGCCGAAGAGCGAGAGCGCAUACGCGACUUCUGGCUGUCCCUCGGUGAGGAUGAGCGCAAGUCGCUCGUCAAGAUUGAAAAAGAGGCCGUCCUGCGCAAGAUGAAGGAACAGCAGAAACACUCGUGCAGUUGCACCGUCUGCGGCCGCAAGCGCACCGCCAUCGAGGAGGAGCUAGAGGUUUUAUAUGAUGCAUACUACGAGGAACUCGAGCAGUACGCGCACCACCAGCAAGACGUCGCUAGUUUCAUGCCCGAGGCUAAUCAUCGCUAUGCGUCCAGUGCUCCUCAUCCGCGCCCCAUGCUCAACCCCCCGCAACCGCACGGCCCCUACGACGACGAUGACGAGGAAGAGUACGACUCGGGCGAGGAAGACGACGAAGACUCCGAGUACGACAGCGAAAUAUCCUCCGAAGGCGAUUACAGCUCCGGCGAACCCUCCCUGCCGCCCCCAGAGCCCUCCGACUUUCUCCAGUUUGGCAGCAGUCUACAGGUCAAAGGUGGCAUACUUACAGUCGCUGACGAUUUGCUCAAGAACGAUGGGAAAAAGUUCAUUGAAAUGAUGGAGCAGCUGGCCGAGCGGAGAAUGCAGCGCGAAGAAGAGGCACAAUUCUCGGCCCACCCAAAUAUGCAACAUCGUUCCUAUGCCGGCCACAGUCACAGUGCUCCCCCGCCAGAAGACGACGACUACGACGAUGAGGGGGAAGACGAUGAGGACUACGACGACGAUGAGUACGACGAAGAUGAGGACGAUGAGGAAGGGACCAUGACGGAGGAGCAGCGCAUGGAGGAGGGUCGACGAAUGUUUCAAAUAUUUGCAGCCCGGAUGUUUGAGCAGCGAGUACUCCAAGCAUAUCGAGAAAAAGUGGCCGCAGAGCGCCAACAGCGGUUACUCGAAGAGUUAGCGGAAGAGGACAUACGAAAGGACGCGAAAGAGGCAAAAAAGGCAAAAGAAGCCCAGAAGCGAAAGGAGAAGAAGGACAAACAAAGGCAGCAAAAGGCAGAGGAAAAGGCUCGUAAAGAGGCGGAACAGGCGGCCAAGGAGGCAGAAGCAAAGGCAGCAGAGGAAAAGCGCUUAGAAGAACAGCGCAAGAAGCGCGAAGAGCAGCGGAAGAAGAAGGAAGUCGAGCGCAAGGCGCAAGAGGAGGAGAAGCAGCGCAAGGAGGCUGAACGACUGAAGCGCCAGCAAGAAGAGCGUGAGAGGCAGCAGGAGGCUGAGAAGAAAGCACGCGAGCAGAAAGCUUUGGAGAAAAAGGCCAAAGAGGAAGUAAAGCGCAAGGAACGCGAGGAACGCGAGGCCAAAGAGAAGGAGGCAAAGGAGAAAAAAGCACAAGAGGAAAAGGAGCGCAAGGAACGUGAAGCCAAGUCAAAGACCGAUAACAACAACAACAACAACAACAACAAGGAUCGCCCACGCAAGGAGGACCAAGCUGCUGUCGCGGCCGCUCACAACGCUGUUGCAUCUAAAAAGGCAUCACAACCGCCUGCCGUCGCAUUACCUCCUCAAUUGCUCAAGCAAAACUCGUCUACAGGAAUACCCUCGCCCCAUGUCACACCGGCUCUCCCAAAGGCCCCUACCCCGAAUCGACCGCGGCAGACUUCGCAGCAAAAUUCUCACGGUUCUUCGCCCAAGACGCCCCAUGCUACCAUGGCGACGAGCAAGUCAACCUCGCCAUCGUCACAGUCGCAUGGACAGUCAAUACCGCGGUCCAUUUUGACAAAGCCUCCUAUUCCGCAGCAAGCAAUGUCCACAUCACACGGCCAGCCGACAUCUCCAAUGCCCCCCAUGGGACCGCCACCGGGAAUGCCAGGGCCACCGGGCUUAGGCAUGGCCAAUAUGCCUCCAGGUCUGAACGGAUUCGGAAAUCCAGGGUCGAUGAUACCUGGCAUGAUGGGACCCCGCCCCAACAUGCCCUUCUUCGCGCAACCCACCCCGCAAGGCUUUCGCGGAUUCCCACCGCCAGGCAUGCACACUGCAGGUGCGCUACCCAUGGGCCGAGGAUUUCCAAUGGAAGGACCGCCAGGAUUCCCUGCACCCCCUGGAUUCUCAGCACCAAUGCCCUCCGCCUUCCCCAUGGGCAUGCCGUCACAUUCUCGGCAGGGCUCUGGGUCUUUUGAGCGACUUUCGAGUGUUGAGAGCCCAAUCGCCGCUCCCCAGGCGCAGCCUAUUCAGAGACCGGCGCCCAUCCAGCGACCUUCGAGCGUCAAGCCAGUCGACGACCCCAGAGGUUCUGAUAUUGACGAGCUCGCAAGCCAUCUUGGAAGCAAGGCCCUGUUGGACGACGAAGAUGACAUGCCCGAGCUGCCUGACCGACGGCCUAGCUUACAGCAGCACGGAUCUGUGAGAGCUCCAUCAUUCGGGUUUACAGACAUUCCAGGCUCACAGUAUGGCUCGUUUGGCGGGCCAGGUGGAGGGAGCAUCUGGGGAACACCACCUUUGCAGGGGUUCAACUCUGGUGCCACGUGGGGUCAUUCGCCGACCUCCAACAUCUUCAACAGUCCCUUUUCAGCCCGAGGCCAUGAGCGCAACCCGAACGAACCACGUAUUGUCUGGCUCCGCCGCAUAGUCUGUACUGCCUGCAGGACGCUAGCUCCUCGUAGCUCUGAUCCAGAAGGCUAUGUCGACGCUGCAGAAGUACACCGUCAUGUUGAUGCAUCACGGGGUGCGCUUGAACCUGUUGUGUCUAUGGACGAGAUGAAAGAAGCUUGCGAUAUUCUUGAUGUGACGCAAACCAAUGGCGGUGGCAGCCUCGAAUACAAAGAGGAAAAUGGCCGGCUCUCGCACAUCAAAUUCAGCGACAACGCGCCAGCUCCUCCGCCUUUGGGCGAAAUCGGUAGUCCCAUUCCUAGUCACAGCGUGUUGGCCGGUGGCUUUGGAAGGUUUCCUGGACUUGGCCCGCAAGGAUUUUGA
Messenger RNA from Bipolaris sorokiniana ND90Pr, 3429 nucleotides. RefSeq lists its product as uncharacterized. The record is from RefSeq and is a predicted model, not a curated record. The coding region runs from base 1 to 3429 and encodes 1142 amino acids. The transcript is spliced from 3 exons. Lineage: Eukaryota; Fungi; Ascomycota; Dothideomycetes; Pleosporales; Pleosporaceae.